This is a messenger RNA of Aphanomyces astaci, 3388 nucleotides long. RefSeq lists its product as hypothetical. The coding region runs from base 43 to 3084 and encodes 1013 amino acids. The transcript is spliced from 10 exons. The record is from RefSeq and is a predicted model, not a curated record. Lineage: Eukaryota; Oomycota; Saprolegniomycetes; Saprolegniales; Verrucalvaceae.
GUCACGAGUGCACACAAAAUCCCGCUGUCGUGGGUUGUGGGCAUGCCAAAGGAAACUGCGUUAAGCUCCCCGCGUGUUUCCAGUCGACCGUACGCGGUGCACUUGUAUGAGCAUGAUCCAGCCAACGACGAAAUACAGCAAACGUUGCGAGUGAAGCCAGAGACCAAGUCGGCACUGGCAACAGCGUCAGUUCGCAGGCCACCAGGGCCUACAGUAUCCGGGACUGCACCUUCAUCUACGGGGACAACUUCUUCUUUAGUGGCCAAGAUCCGGAAGCAGGCCAAGGAGUUGAGCGAGUUGCACGAAGAGCUUGCUACGAAGGAGAAGACGAUACAAAAACUACAACAGUCCCGACUUCAUGGUGGUGGAGGUGUCGCUGCAGGAGUUGGGGGGCACAAAGGCAAAGAAGUGGAAGAAUGGAAAACCAAGUACCUAAAGGAGCAAAAGAAGUACGACACCAGCCUGAAAAAGCUGCAUGAAAUGAAAGCUGCGUUGGAUAUGAAGGACCAGGAGAAGCAACGAUUGGUGGGGCAUUUCGAUCAAUUUGACCAAGCUCUACGAGACUUGCGUAAUGCGAGGGCUCGUUGCGAGGAGGGUGGUGCUGACACACACUUUACCAGCGACGAAGAGCGCAUGUACGUUCGAUUGCUGGAAGAAGGGAUGCAGGUCAAAGCAGAAGAAUUCAACGUCAGUGGCCAUGCAGAGUUGAUGGUCGUCUUGGCCGAGUUAAGGCAGACAAUCCAAGGCCAGGCUGAGAAACUUCGGGCCAAGGACCAACAGAUUCUUGCACUGCAAGUGGAAAAAGCAAACUCGAUGCAUACGGCCCACACCGAUGUCGAGUCGACCACCAACUCAUUGGCGUCCAUGACAAAACAGAAGGAAGCCAUCAUAGACUACGCGCAAUCCUUGUCGGACAAGCACAGUGCGAUGGACUCGCAAAACGCUGAAUUAACAGCGCAAGUGGCCACGCUGAACCAAUUGCAUGAACACACGGCAGUCGAAUUGAAAAGCGUCGCCGAGCGGUACGCGACGUUGGUCGCCAACUUCGACGCGGUCCAGCUCGACAAUGCAGCGCUAAAGCAAACCCUUGCCCAGCUGCAAGGGCAAUCUCAAGACAAAGACGCCCGUCUCGCUGCAUUGUACGACGAAUGCCAAGCGGCUCGUCAACAAGUUCGUGACAUGAAAACGCUGCAAGACGAUCUGCUGAAUGGCAUUGGGGACGCCAAAGACAGCGAGCGCAAGUGGAAGGACAAGGCGGACGCGUCCCAGCGACAACUGGACGACGUGCUCAUCAAGUUGACCGCGGCCCAACACGACGUGGCGGGGAUGACCCACCAGCAAUCUCAAGCCGACACCGUUUUAUCCACUUUGAAAGGCGAAGUCGAGUCGUUGAAAGCGUCCGUGGUGCGCCUCCAACAAGACAAAGAUCGACUGCAAACGGAAUGCGACCACAUGCGCGAGUACGAAAACGCUGUCACAGACAGAAGCCAGCACCGCAAGUCGUACACGGCGGUUGCUGAGUCGGAGCGAACCCUCCGAGCCGACCUGCACAUGAUAGAUAUGUUUGUACAUUCGACCCCUCAUCAUCACAGCUCAUCCCCCUCCACCCAUAAUACCCACGCCAAGCCCGACAACAACGAAGCUGCCAGCUCUUCGUUUGUCGAAUGGUACAUUGUGGGGGACGUGGUGUCGCGGGUGGCGGUGCUGGACCAACGCCGCCUGCCGCCGCAGCUGGUGCAGCGCCUGCCUCGGUUCUCGUCCUUCUUGAACCAGGUGUUUGUAGCUGUGGACACGCUCAUCCACCACGUGUCCAUGGUCGACACAUCGUGGAAGCGAGAGCGCUUCAACCUCGUGGCAGCCCGAGACGCGUUUGAGUCGUCGGCCGCGCUGAUUCAGACCGAGCUCGACAUGAUGCGCCAGUGGAGUUUUCAGCUCCACGACGAACUGCAGCAUACGUCGCGCGCCAAGGUCGAGAUCGACCAGCAGUACCAGACGUCCACGGCGGUGGCCAAAGAAGCAAGCGAACGGGCGCAGGAACUCGAGCAAAGCUACGCCGCGUGUCUUCAGACGCUACGCACGACGCAGGCCGCCGUCGAGUCGGUCAACCUUGAGUUGACCCAAGUCGACUGCCAGCGACAUGCUUUGGCGGCACAAGUAGAGGACUUAGCCGUGCGUUUGGAGAAGUCGCAACAAGAGGUGUCCGAUCUUCGCAGCGAAGCGACCACGAGGACACAAUCCCUGGAUACCGCCACGAAGCAACUUCAAGAAAGCCAGACUGACGUGGAAAAAUGGAUUGCAGCACACGCGCGAUUGAACGAGAAAUUGAAAGAAGUUACAUUGGAUGCGGCAGCGCACGACUCUUUGGUCGAGGAGUGCGCUGCGUUGAAGCAGAAGGUGGCCGAAAGCGAUCGUGUUAUAGCCACCGUCUCAGACGACCAGCGUCGACACUUAGAUGCCAUGCAAACCCACUCAAAACAAUUGGAGGCUGCGAUUUGGGAAGUGUUUUCGACCGUCCAGAGCCACCUCCCUAAGUCCCAAGCCACCAAGCCGGACGACGCGACGACGGCAUUGCGGCACCUCCCGAUUCUUCUGGAGCGAAUCGUCCAGCAUCAGAUCAAAACUCUCACGCACGAGUCGAUGAAGGUGGCGCUUCUGCAGAACUGCCAAAGCGUAGACUACCAGGACCCGUCGUUGUGUCUGCUUCGAGAAUUGAAGACGGAUCUGCAGCAACUAACCGACGAAAACCAGGCAUUGAAAGCCCAAUUGUCCGAUUGUCGAGCGGACUACAUGACCCAUCUCUAUGCGCCACCGCGAGAAGACAGCUCAAAACCACCGAUGCCACAACAGGCCAAGACCGCUUUGAUUGUGCCACGCACCCAGAACAAUGCUGACAUUGUCGACGCCUUGCGCAAAAAGUUAAAGGCAAAAGCCACAGCGAUGCUACCUAUAAACCAACCAAGGGUGGCGGGUGGCAGGUCUCAUGCGACGGCGGACGAGUAUGUGGCGAACACGCGGGCGUCGAGUUUGGACGAGCAACUCGACCAGUUGCACGCAGCGUUUGCGUCAUUUCGCACAGAUGUGUAAUAGAACGAGUGAGUGUAAACUAGGAAUAUGGAGUACUUUAUCGUCCGGGUUCUGGUGCUUGUUCUCGUUUGCGGAGGAGGUACUCGUUGCGUUCGGCACGCUUCUGGGCACGCACUUCGGCCUCGUUCUUCGUGACGAUAUCAUCUACACACAAGGAGUUGGCAUCAGAUGAAGAUAGCUGGACGUACAGAAUCCUGUCUUCACCAUGAAGAGCUCCACUCCUGCGCCGACAACGAAGCACACUGGCACCAACUUGACCAGGAACGGCUUGAGCGAGGCCGUCUGCGCCAUCCUUCAGGUUUUG